AGCGGCGCGGCCCAGCCGAGGCGCGGGGAUGGCCGGGGGGGCGCAGCCGGGAGCCCCCUCGCCGCGGCUGCCCAGGCUGGGGCUGGCCCUGGGCCUGCUGGCCGCCCUGGCCGCGGUGAAAUACUAUCGGGACGCCGAGGCGGCCCGGCGGCAGGAGAUGGCCUUGAAGUCUCUGGGGAACGAGGGGCUUUUUCUCUUCUCCUCUCUGGACACUAACAAUGAUCUGUACAUUAGCCCUGAGGAGUUCAAGCCAAUAGCAGAGAAAUUAACAGGUGUUACUCCUGUCUUUGAAUUUGAAGAGGAAGAGACACUGGAUCCCAGUGGGGAGACGCUAUCAAUUGUUGCUAAAUUCCAGCCCCUGGUCAUGGAAACAAUGACAAAGAGCAAAGAUGGUUUCCUAGGAAUUUCUCACAUUGCUCUGUCUGGCCUACGGAACUGGACAGCCCCAGCAGCCCCUAUGAGCAUGAUGUUUGCCAGGCAGUUCAAAGCCUUUCUUCCCCCAAAGAAUAAGAUAGAACUUGGUGAUCCCUGGUGGAUAAUCCCAAGCGAAUUAAACAUCUUCACCGGCUACCUUUCCAACAACCGGUUUUACCCUCCGGUCCCCAGGGGCAAAGAAAUCGUGAUCCACAAACUCUUGAGCAUGUUCCACCCUCGUCCAUUUGUAAAAACUCGCUUUGCCCCUCAGGGAGCUGUGGCCUGCAUCCAGGCAAUGAGUGAGUUCUACUAUAUCGUAGCGUUCAGGAUCCAUGCCGAGUUCCAGCUGAAUGAACCUCCAGACUUCCCUUUCUGGUUUUCCCCUGGCCAGUUCACAGGCCACAUCGUCCUCUCCAAGGAUUCCUCCCAUGUUCGAGAGUUCAAGCUCUUUGUCCCUAACAAGAGGUCUCUCAACGUUGACAUGGAAUGGCUGUAUGGGGCGAGCGAAAGCAGCAACAUGGAAGUGGAUAUAGGUUACCUACCUCAGAUGGAAUUAGAAUCUUCAGGGCCGUCCAUCCCGUCCGUGAUUCAUGACGAAAAUGGCAAUGUGAUGGACAGCCGAGACCCUGCGGGGGAGCCCAUUCAGUUUGUGUUUGAAGAGAUCAACUGGCAGCGUGAAAUAAGUUGGGAAGAGGCAGCCCAGAAACUGGAAGUUGCCAUGUACCCCUUUAAGAAGGUUUCGUACCUUCCCUUUACGCAGGCUUUUGACAGAGCGAAAGCUGAGAACAAACUGGUGCACUCCAUCCUGCUGUGGGGUGCCUUGGACGACCAGUCCUGCUGAGGUUCGGGGCGAACUCUCCGGGAGACCGUCCUGGAAAGUUCGCCCAUCCUUGCUCUGCUGAACGAGAGCUUCGUCAGUAGUUGGUCGCUGGUGAAGGAAUUAGAAGAGCUCCAGACUAAGAGGCAGAAUGAAUUUUACAGCAGACUGGCUGACCUGCAUCUAGAGAAAUAUAACUUCCCCGUGGAGAUGAUGAUCUGCCUUCCCAACGGAACAGUGAUUCACCAUAUCAAUGCCAACUAUUUCCUGGAUAUUACUUCUAUGAAGCCUGAAGAAGUCGAGAGCAGCAUCUUUAGCUUCUCAACCAAUUUUGAAGAUCCUUCCACUGCAACCUACCUCCAGUUCCUGAAGGAAGGACUGCAAAGAUCCAAACGGUUCCUGCAGACCUAAAAAAAAAAAAAAAGCUGCUUUGAAAACUGCACCUGAGAAUUUUCCAAGUGCAAAGAAUGAAGGAGAACUUGCCCAGACAAAAUGCUUUUCAUCCUUCGUCUCUAACCAUCCUGCGCAUAUAUAUGCAUUUACUUUAUACAAGUACUUGGUCACAAAACAAACAUGGUUUGAGAGUGGCGGUUAAAUUUAGUUAAGAUCAGAGAGAUGAAAUUUUAGAUCACAAAACGCUUCUGUUAUCAAUGAUACAAUAACUAUUGGAUUUUCCAUAAGAACAUAAGAGUGGCUAUACUGGGACAGAUCAAUGGUCCAUCUAGCCCACUAUCUUGUCUUCCAACAGUGGCUGAUGCCAGAUGCUUCGAAAGGAAUGAAAAAAACAUGCAAAUUAUCAAGUGAGCCAUCUCCUGUUGUCCAAAGCGGCAUCUGGUAGUCAGAGGCUUACGGACACCCAAAGCAUGGGGUUGCAUCCUUGACCAUCUUGGCUAAGAGCCAUUGAUGGACCUGUCCUCCAUGAACUUCUCUAAUUCGUUUUUGAACACUGUUAUAGUCUUGGCCUUCACAACGUCC
Molecule: messenger RNA, 2206 nt
Organism: Mauremys reevesii (Reeves's turtle)
Lineage: Eukaryota; Metazoa; Chordata; Testudines; Geoemydidae
Gene: SELENON
Product: selenoprotein N
Exons: 13
Biological process (GO): calcium ion homeostasis; skeletal muscle fiber development
Cellular component (GO): endoplasmic reticulum membrane
Molecular function (GO): calcium ion binding
Source: RefSeq, a predicted model, not a curated record